AUGUCGGAUGUCGGCUACAGCGCUGGCACCAUUGGUGGUCACUACUUCGUGCUUGACAUCGAGGAAUCGUUGGGUUUGAUCACGAUGGGGAAAUUCCCAGAUCUCAACAAUGUGUACCUGAUCAGUGGACUGACCACCAUCGGCGGCCUUAUUCAGGGCUUCGAUGUGUCGAGCAUGUCCGCGAUCAUUGGCACCGAGCAGUAUAAGACCUAUUUCAAUAGGCCCAACUCGGUCAUGCAAGGUGGAAUUACCGCCAGCAUGGCCGGGGGAUCACUUCUUGGAUCUUUGGUGUCAUCCUGGACCAGCGACAGCCAUGGCCGGCGAGAUUCACUUUUCAUCGCCUGUAUAAUUUGGCUAGUUGGAUCGACUUUGAUGUGUGCCGUGCAAAAUGUUGCGAUGCUUAUCGUGUCACGCAUCAUGAAUGGGUUUGCUGUCGGUAUGCUCACCAGCCAAGGGCCUAUUUUGAUCGCAGAGAUCAGUUUACCUCAUCAGCGAGGCCGACUACUUUCCUUGCAACAAUGGAUGAUUACCUGGGGUAUUCUGAUUAUGUAUUUCAUCAGCUAUGGUGCAUCUUUUAUGGGCAAUAAUGGCUCUUUCCGUCUUCCAUGGGCCCUGCAGAUGAUCCCCGCUAUCAUCCUGCUAUUCUGCUUGCCUAUGAUGCCUCGUUCGCCUCGAUGGCUGGCUACACAAGAUCGAUGGGAAGAAGCGACGGAUGUUCUUGCCCGCCUCCAUGCCGGGGGCGAUGCGCUUGAUCCGACUGUGAUAGCCCAGGCUCAAGAGAUUCGCGAGAAGAUCGAAAUGGAACGGCAAUAUCAAAGCACCUCCUGGGGCGAAAUUUUCAACUCUCGGAAUAUAAUACGUGUACACUGUGGCAUAUUCACCCACGUCUGGGCCCAAAUGACUGGAACGAAUGCAAUGAUGUAUUAUAUUGUCUACAUAUUCCAGAUGGCUGGUCUGACCGGAAACAAUACCCUUAUAUCUGCUUCCAUCCAAUAUAUAAUCAACGUCGUUAUGACUCUCCCUGCACUUAUCUUCAUUGACCGUCUUCCUCGGCGUCGGCUUUUCAUAUUUGGUGCUCUCUUCAUGGGAAUUUUGCAGUUCACACAAGCGGGUCUAAUGGCGUCUUACGGAUAUCAUGUUCCUGGGGGAUUGAAAGGCUCUCCCACCGUGACUUGGAAAGUCAACAACUCAAAAGCCUCCAAAGCUAUCAUUGCAUGCUCCUACCUUUUCAUUGCAACUUAUGCUCCAACAUGGGGGCCUCUUGGAUGGGCAUAUCCCCCCGAAAUUAUACCCCUGCACAUCCGAAGCAAAGCUGUAUCUCUCGCCACUUUCUUCAAUUGGGGAUGCAACUUCGCUCUUACGUUUUUCACUCCGCCUGCAUUUCAGAAUAUUCAAUGGAAGAUAUAUUGUGUGUUUGGAACUUUUUGUAUGCUCGCUGCCCUCCAUGUCUUUUUGUUAUUUCAGGACACCUGCGGCAAGUCACUGGAGGAGAUUGAUGAGGUUUUUGAGAACCAGAGUAUUUGGGCCUUUAAGGUGAAGCAAGAGCCCAGCCGCUUCACAGCAGACGUUGAGCAGGCAAGAGAAGACCUGAGCGCUGCCAAAGUUAAUCGCAGUCCUAGCGAGUCGCCCAAGUCGUAG
Messenger RNA from Penicillium macrosclerotiorum, 1638 nucleotides. RefSeq names its product sugar porter family MFS transporter. The record is from RefSeq and is a predicted model, not a curated record. Gene Ontology annotation, biological process: transmembrane transport; carbohydrate transport. Gene Ontology annotation, cellular component: membrane. Gene Ontology annotation, molecular function: carbohydrate:proton symporter activity. The coding region runs from base 1 to 1638 and encodes 545 amino acids. The transcript has 9 exons. NCBI's taxonomy places the organism in Eukaryota, Fungi, Ascomycota, Eurotiomycetes, Eurotiales, Aspergillaceae.